AUUAAUACACCUAGCAACACAAAACUUUGUUUAAUCAAUUAACAAAAGAAAUUAUUUACUGUGAUUUUCAAUUUAUAUCAAACAUUAAUUACAAUACAAACAACCAUGUUUUGGGGUUUAAGUGAAUCUUUAGAUUUCGUACAAGAAUAUCAGAAUAACAACCUAGAAAACACAAAAGAAUCUUUAAAUUUUCUCCUCUAUGGUUCGUGUGAUCCCAGACAUAUAAUCGAAACUGCAGCAAAGUCUUACAAGCACAAUAUAAAAAUCAAUUUCUAUGUUAUCGAUGGAUGUGUUGAAAUAAUUGCAAGAAACAUUGCACUCAUUGCAAUAGCAAUUGAAAAUUGUGAAUGCUUGAGUCUUUUGCAGAAAACUCAUCUCUUCAUGGACAUUUACGGUAAUUCACUGCUUCGUCCUUCAUCUUUUCAAUAUUUAGCUAGCAAGGCAAAUACUCUUUUAAAAAUCUGUACCGAUGAGGAUAUAAGAAAACAACUCGCACCAAUAUUUGACAUUGACUCUCUGAAAUACCGUGAGCGGGAUGGGCUGGAAAAUGCUUUUAAUUUUUGGCUACCCAAGGAAGCAACCCAAUUUAAUAUAGAAAAAAGCUGGGAAAUGCGAAAUAGACAACUUUUAAAAACUCGCUAUGAUUAUCGAGAUGGUGCUUUCGAUUGGGAUCUACAAAUGUGCUUGAAAGAUCGAGGAGCCAAGCAAUUAUGCCCACAGGAGUAUAAAUCAUGGAGAAAUACUGGAAUUGCUUUUACAUUUCCUGAAUAUGAACAGUGUCAAGCGAACAAGACUCUAGCUGCGGGACUUGUACGAAAUGGAAGAACCUAUUUGCACAGAGGAUACGUGGGUGACAUACAAGUGGGUCCAUUUUGUGCAUUUGGAUUGACAUCAAGAGAAAAAUCAAUGCUUAAAUCGGCUCACGGCGAAAAUGAUUAUCGUUCAACUGAUGUAACCGAACGCAAUCUACUGGAACUUUUUCAUGAAAUUCAAAAUAAAACUCCAUAUGUUCAUGACAAAAAUAUAUCUCGAAAGUAUGGAAAUAUUAUUUUGCAAGCUGGGACUUCCUUCACAGGAUAUGAUUCAGAAGCUAUUAAAAUGGCUGACUACAACAAGCCUUUGUUGCCUCUUCCUAAUCUUAAAGUUUAUUUUCUUUCAAUGGAAGAAGUUUUUGGUAUUCAAAAUAAAACUAAUUGGAUUGGUUUUUUUGAUAUCGUUUUCGUUGCUCAAAACUAUUUCCGGUUUCUAAAAAGUUCUUUUGUAGACAUUUUACGAGAAAAUGGUUUAAUAUAUUUCGAAACGAACUUGUAUUCAAUAUGUAGAAAGGAGAUUUUGGCCGAGUUUGAAGACAAAAUAAAAAAUUUUGCCAAAUCUGCAUCGUUAGUUAAUGUGACAAAUUUUAAUAUAAAUGUCAAGCAUUCCAUUUUAAAAUACAAAACAAAUAAACAAUAAUAAUAAUAACAA
Messenger RNA from Episyrphus balteatus (marmalade hoverfly), 1464 nucleotides. RefSeq names its product dynein axonemal assembly factor 3 homolog (gene Dnaaf3). The record is from RefSeq and is a predicted model, not a curated record. Bases 106 to 1452 code for a protein of 448 amino acids. NCBI's taxonomy places the organism in Eukaryota, Metazoa, Arthropoda, Insecta, Diptera, Syrphidae. Gene Ontology annotation, biological process: axonemal dynein complex assembly; motile cilium assembly. The transcript has a single exon.